AGUUAGAAACUUUUCCGGCCUCGACACAAUCAAAAUUCCCCCCGAGAGCAAAAUUCCAAGUUCCACAGUCCCCAGUUUUGGCGCCUCGUUUUUGUCCACUUUUCGUCACUUUGUGUUCCACUGUGCGUUGCGCGGCCCCACCGAAGGGUGGUAAGAAGCAGAGCGGCAAACAGCUGUGGCCGAUAACAACAAUCGAUUGCCAUCGCAAUCGCUUUGUGGGAAAGCAGCGAUUUUUCCAGAUUUUCCAAGUAGUUACAAGAAACGCCAGAGUAAUUUACCCACUAAAACCCCCGAGGAAUUGGACGAUCUUUAAAACAGCGACACUGCCGUGGUGACAAGAAGAAGCACAGCGAGUGGGGCAGCCAGAGCAGCGAGAAACACACGCACGCACACAGCCACACAAAUUACGUGCAGAGCGCUAUCUAUUCCCCCAUUUUCCACCGAAAAUAAAGCACGGCAGGCGGAGAAGCAGCCAAAUUGCGACGCAUUUUGCAGAGCACAGAGACACCGACCAGUGGAAAGUGCACAGGAAACCGCAGGAGAGAAGCACCCAGCAAGGAGCCCCACAACAAUAACUUUGCAGAUCAGCAGAGCAAGAAGAAGCAGCAGCAGCGGCGGGCCAGCUGAGAAGUGAGGCGAAGAAGCAGGGGCGCGCAGGAGUAGCAGCUGCAGGGGGCAGGCGGAAGAGGAGGCGGUAGCGGAAGGAGCAGAGGAGCAGAGGCGGCGGGAGCAGCCACCAUGAGCAUGGUGCGGCGGAUUAUCCUGCUGGGCCCCAAAUACAGUGUCUGGGCAAAGGGAAGCGGAGUUGGUCAAACACAGCGCUCGGCGAGAUGCGUUAUCCUGAGCGCAGACAGCGACGAGGUCAGCCGCUGGGGCGUGCGGCGCUUCCACCUGGCCACGCGGAACUGCGCGGCCAAUCGACAGAUGAGACUGGAGCCCGCUUUGGCAAUACCGGCGUACAUUGACAUCACCAACGCCACCUCGAGAACGCCCGAGGACUCCAGCGACAGCGGGAGUGCCAGCGGAAGUGGAGCCAGUGCAUCGGGGGGCAGUGGAGCCAAGACCCCCGGGGGUGGAGCAGGGUCUGGAGCGAGUACGACCAGUGGCGCCGAUCCCCCUGGCGGCGGCAGUGACAAGUUCCUUUCGUGCCCGAAGUGCGGCAGUGCCUGCACCCAGGUUGAGACAUUUGUGAGCUCCACGCGGUUCGUCAAGUGCGCCAAGUGCAACUACUUCUUCGUGGUGCUGUCGGAGGUGGAAACCAAGCAGCGCACCAAGGACGAGCCCAAGAACCAGCGCAAGCCGCCACCACCGCCGCAAAAGAUCAUGGAGUAUCUGGACAAGCAUGUGGUGGGCCAGGACUUUGCCAAGAAGGUGCUGGCGGUGGCGGUGUACAACCACUAUAAGCGCAUCCACCACAACCUGCCUCAGCUGCAACAGCAAGGAGGAGGUGCCGGUAACGGAGCCGGCGGCCUAGACGGUAUUCCUCGUCCCGAUCUUCUACACAUAACCGGGAUUGGUCACACACUGAACAGCUCUCCGGGCAACGAACUGCCGCCAAAGUCGCCGACUCAGAUGGGUAUGGGCGGCGGAAUGGGUGGUCCCGGACUUGGUAGCGGACUCACCGGCGCAGCAACCAGCAAUGCCCGUGGAGGUGGCGACCACAGAACCGGUUCGGAAAUCCUCGACCGGCAGUCAACCGAUGUCAAGCUGGAAAAGAGCAACAUUAUCAUGUUGGGACCUACCGGAUCCGGCAAGACACUGAUCGCCCAAACGAUCGCCAAGUGCCUGGAUGUGCCCUUUGCCAUCUGCGACUGCACCACGCUGACCCAGGCGGGUUACGUGGGCGAGGACAUCGAGAGCGUCAUUUCCAAGCUGUUGCAGGAUGCCAACUAUAACGUGGAGCGCGCUCAAACAGGAAUCGUCUUCCUCGACGAGGUCGACAAAAUUGGUGCCGUCCCUGGAAUUCACCAGCUCCGCGACGUUGGCGGCGAGGGUGUCCAGCAGGGCAUGCUGAAGAUGCUCGAAGGCACGGUGGUCAACGUGCCAGAACGCAACUCCCCGCGCAAGCUGCGUGGCGAGACCGUCCAGGUGGACACCACAAACAUCCUCUUUGUGGCCUCCGGCGCCUACACUGGUCUGGACAGGCUUAUAGCACGUCGUCUUAACGAGAAGUAUUUGGGUUUCGGCAUGCCUUCGACCAGCGGAUCCGGCCGUCGUGCAGCUCAAUCAGCCGCCAGUCCCAUGGACAACGACCAGGAGGAGCGUGAUAAAUGCCUGACCAAGGUCCAGGCACGUGAUCUCGUAGAGUUCGGAAUGAUUCCGGAAUUCGUUGGCCGUUUCCCGGUUAUCGUGCCCUUCCACAGCUUGAACGUCAGCAUGUUGGUGCGCAUCCUCACCGAGCCACGAAACGCUCUGGUGCCGCAGUACAAGGCUCUCCUGGGUCUGGAUGAGGUGGAUCUUACCUUCACGGAGGACGCGGUAAAGUCGAUAGCCCAGCUGGCGAUGGAGAGGCACACGGGAGCUCGUGGACUGCGCUCGAUAAUGGAGCAACUGCUGCUGGAUCCCAUGUUCAUAGUGCCCGGCUCGGACAUUCGGGGCGUUCACAUAACCGCCGACUAUGUCAAGGGCAGCUCCUCACCCGAGUACAGCCGUGAUGCGGACGCCCCGGCAUCCGGGAGCGCUGCCACGGACUCCGAUACCACAACCGAUAAUGAUAAGAACUUUGAGAAUAGUGAGAAAAUCCCCAACCCCGUCACUGUGUAAAAUAUGACCCGCUGAGGAGUGCGCAUGAAUGAAUGCUCCGGCAUAUAUUUAUAAAGAAUAUCCUCGAUCCCAUAUGCAUCUGUGAUUCAUAAUCGACGAACAGCGCAAUCUUUAGAGCCCGAAGCAAUUGUAAGUGGAAUAUCAAAUGUUAAAAUGAAUGAAAUCCACACCUUUUUAACGUAAGAUCGGAAAUCUGCAAUGUUGGCAGGGAUGUGGUCAAGGUCUGGACCUACUGGCGCUAGGAUCCUCUCUUGCAUAUACCAAUUAUAUAUACAAACGUAAACAUAUAUUUAGGCAAAUUUUGCAUAGUCUAAACUGAGUUUCUAAAUGAGUUCUGGUAGCGUUGUAAUGAUGACAAACGAGAACCACGUUCUACUUUAAACUAAUUUAAGUUGAGAAAUCAAAUUUUUAAAACAAACAAUAAAAAAAUGAAAAAAUGUAAA
Drosophila biarmipes is the source of this 3206-nucleotide messenger RNA. RefSeq names its product ATP-dependent Clp protease ATP-binding subunit clpX-like, mitochondrial (gene ClpX). The transcript is spliced from 6 exons. Gene Ontology annotation, molecular function: zinc ion binding; ATP hydrolysis activity; ATP-dependent protein folding chaperone. Gene Ontology annotation, cellular component: mitochondrial matrix. NCBI's taxonomy places the organism in Eukaryota, Metazoa, Arthropoda, Insecta, Diptera, Drosophilidae. The record is from RefSeq and is a predicted model, not a curated record. Gene Ontology annotation, biological process: proteolysis; protein catabolic process; protein folding. The coding region runs from base 739 to 2763 and encodes 674 amino acids.